Messenger RNA from Oryza sativa Japonica Group (Japanese rice), 1415 nucleotides. The record is from RefSeq and is a predicted model, not a curated record. Lineage: Eukaryota; Viridiplantae; Streptophyta; Magnoliopsida; Poales; Poaceae.
CUAUCUCUAAAAUCAGGAACGGUUUUAUCCCAUCCAACACAUGCUUAUAGUCUCCUGUGGCCUUAACCCCGAGAUAUUCAUUCAUUCCCAUUUCCAAAUUACCAGCACGAGAUAGAGAUAUCGCUGAUGUUCUCCACCGCACGUUUCUUCCUCCCCGUCCGGCCCCGGCCGGACGCCACGAUCUCCGGCGGCCGCAAGCCAUACCUGGUCGCCGUCUCGGCGAGGCCACGCCGCGGCGGCUCCCGCCGCAACCGCUCGUGGGGAGACGGCGGCGGCGACGACGAGGACGGCGCCGCCGACGACCGCAUCGACGCCAACUUCUUCGGUGACGCGCGGGACGAGCCAGACCCGGAGCCGGAGGAUGCGGCUGCCUCGGGGCGGCGGCCCUCCUCGCCGGCGCCGGAGCAGGAGCCCGCGGGGCAGCUGCGGGGGUCGGACGUGCUGCGGGCGCUGGAGAGAGCGGCGGCGGCGAAGGAGGCCAAGAGGAGGAAGAGAGCGGGGGCGCGGCCAGCGGCGCGGCGGCAGGACGCCGGCGAGCGGCGGGGCGGCGAGCUGGCGGCGGCGGGGGCGGCGAGGCCGAUCGAGAUAAGGCGCGAGUGGGCGACGAGGAUCCGGGAGCUGGAGCUCCGGGUGAAGCAGCUCGUCGACAAGCACCAUCACUCACCACCCCCAGUAGAAGCGAAGCGUAGAUCACAGCGCUAAUUUGAAUUCAUAUUUCAAAAUGCAUCAUAGGAUUCCUCCAGAUUGUAUUGGUAAAUCGCAUCGAGAAUUUGAGAGUUCUGGCUGCUUUGUUUCAAAGGAGAUUGGGGAGAUUGUGACUCGUUUUCCACGUCCACGCUUCCCAAACUACUAAACGGUGCGUUUUUUGCAAAAAAUUUCUAUAGAAAAGUUGCUUUAAAAAAUCAUAUUAGUUCAUUUUUAAAAUUUAAAAUAGUUAAUACUCAAUUAAUCAUGCGCUAAUAGCUUACCUCAUUUUGCGUAUCUCCCCAAUCUUCUCUAUCUCCCUCUCUCAAACUCAGCCUUAGUACAGUUCAGGCUUGAACCCAUUGGGGAUUUGGAGUACAGUACCGAUCAGGAUUCAGAUUCGAUAGGCAAAUGCACGUUGGAUUCAGACCUGUGUAGGAUUAGUGAACUGAAGCAAGAAGAAACCAAAGCUUGAGGAGGCGAAGAGAAUGAUGCAUACCAUGGUCAUUUUGGUGCUUUGAUGCCUUUAGAGAGAAGGAAACAACAGGUUUUUCCGGUAGAUUGGGAUACUUCCCAGUUGUUGAUGCAUGAGUAAAACCAGGUUUUUUGGCUUCUGUGGGUGCACACGGCAGAGUAUUCAGAGUUCUUGUAAUGCCUAAACGAACUCCUUGUGUUUGUAACACUGGGAAUUUGGGAUACAACAUUAAUCAGGAUUCAUACUUUAGAGUGUA